AUGUCAGAUGGGUGGACAGACAAAAGAGGGCGGCACUUGAUAAAUUUUCUUGUCAAUAGUCCAGAGGGGACUUUUUUCUUGGAGUCUAUUGAUGCAUCAGCUGAGUCACAUGAUGCAAGAAUAUUGGCUGACCUGCUUGAAAAAAAGGUUGAAGAAAUUGGCAAGGAGUAUGUUGUGCAAAUUGUGACGGAUAAUGGAGCAAAUUAUAAAGCGGCGGGAAGAUUAUUAGAACAGCGCAUUCCCGGUCUUUUUUGGACACCAUGUGCAGCUCAUUGUAUCGAUCUUAUGCUAGAAGACAUUGGGAAAAUGAAUGAAUUUAAACCCUACAUUCAAAAGGCUAGGGACGUCACCACUUUUAUUUAUAGACAUGGGAGAAUUCUCAGUGCAAUGAGGGAAAAGACCAAUGGCAGAGAUCCGGUGAGGCCGGCGACUACCCGAUUUGCUACCGCAUUUCUCACUUUGCAGAGUUUAAACAAACAUAGGAAUGAAUUGAGGCGGUUAUUUGUGAGUGAUGAUUGGAGCGAUAACAAGUUGUCAAAAACGUCAAAAGGAAAAAAGGUGAUGGAAACCAUUCUUUCAUCGAAAUUUUGGGAUCAGGUAGAAGAUUGUUUACGAGCAACCCUUCAUCUUUUGAUUGUUUUGAGGAUAGUCGAUGGUGAUGAAAAGCCAGCCAUGCCUAAGCUUUCUUCGGGUAUGAAUCAUGCGAAGAAGAAAAUAACUGAAUCUUUUACGAGCAAUAACAAAACAAGAUUGUUGGCCAAGUUGAUGGAAAUUAUUGAGGAUCGAUGGAGCGAUCAAAUGGAGGUGAAGUUAUAUGGGGCUGCACUAUUCCUAAAUCCUUCAAAAUAUUUUGAAUUGAAGAGGAGUGAUCCCGUAUUUGCUCGUAAGCAACGUCAGUUGUUUAAUGAUGUUCUAGAAAAGAUGAUUGCACAUCGCUUUCAAAAGCGGCGGGAAGAAGGAAACAAUUUUAAUCCCUUAAUUCUUGAAGAAUUUCAAUGGGACAAUGAAUGGGUUGAUGAUUCUCGAGAUUUGGUUCAUGAAGAUGGAGAUCUUGAGUGGCAUCAUGUUGAUGAAGCCGUAGGUGCUUCAAGUAAUCUCAAUAAUUCCAAUCUUCGUAGUAGAGGUGUUGGCGAAUCCUCAGGUCCCCCCAUCGUGUAUGACCGUCGCCAUGGCCCUUCUAAUAGACGUUUGACAAAUGAGGAUGAAGAAAACGAUGAAGAUGAUAUGAAUACUGAAGAUUAA
This is a messenger RNA of Andrographis paniculata, 1242 nucleotides long. RefSeq lists its product as uncharacterized. Lineage: Eukaryota; Viridiplantae; Streptophyta; Magnoliopsida; Lamiales; Acanthaceae. The record is from RefSeq and is a predicted model, not a curated record. The coding region runs from base 1 to 1242 and encodes 413 amino acids. The transcript has 2 exons.